AUGUUCGACGACGGGAGCGACAGGGUGUCCGCACCCUCGCUGCGUCCUCCGCUGCACAACACCUCCUCUCCGCGCGACAAGGAGCCCGUUGGCUUCGAAAAGCUACUGAAGUGGCAAGAUGAACGGCGUGCAAGGAAGCUGAAGGGCGAGUACGAAUCUGCGGUGACCCACCUUUCGGAAGUCAUUAAUGGGAAUCUGGACGCGCCGCUGAGGAUCUCGGCGGUGCGCGUGGAGGGCGCGACGGGGACGCGCGCGUCCUUCCUUUCGUCGCUCAUCGACCCCGCCCUCUCCUCCUCCUCGUCGCCUCCGACCCUAAAAUCCGUCCUGCACACUACCCGCUCCCUUUCCUCCACCCUCCAAUCCACAGGCCUCUUCUCCUCUCUCACAUGCACCCUCGUGCCUCCUACCUCUCCCACCUCCUCUCUUUCCCCCUCUUCCCCCUCCCCAAUCCCCGAAGUCGACCUUCUGAUCAAGGCCAGAGAACGCGGGAAGUACUUCCUCUCCUCGUCCACCGAGAUAGGCAACGCGGAGGGCACGGCCAGCGCGGUCGCGAGGGUAAGGAAUGUGUUUGGCGGCGCGGAGACCUUCGAGGCGAACGUGUCGAUGGGGACGAAGACACGCAGGGCAUUUCGGGCGACGCUGUCGGCGCCGGUGGUGCUGGGCGGCAGACUGGGCACAGUAGGCGAGGUGGGGGUGUAUGGCAUGGAGAGGGACUUGACUUCAUAUGCAAGCUGUAUGGAGGGGUUGAGGGGUGCGAGGGCUUCGUUGAAGCAUACAACCCCGCACGGGACCCACGAACUCGCAUACGACUUUGUCUCGCGGCACAUUGCUAACCUCGCGCCGAGUGCCUCGCUCAGCAUGCGCCAUGCCGCCGGCCCCUCCCUCAAAUCCGCGGUGUCCCACACCUUCGUACACGACACCCGGGACGACCGGCUCGCAGGCACGCGCGGAUUCUUCCUCAAGACCACCAGUGAACUAGCAGGCAGAGGGGGGUGGCUGGGCGGGGACGCGCAGCACGUGAAGCUGGAGGUGGAGGGGCAGGUGUCGCGGCGGGUGGCGUCCCUAGCUGGUGUGGGCACUUCGCAUGGAGGUGACGGUGCGGAGGGUGGGCAAAGCUGGUGGAAGUCCCUGGCACUCUCGCUCUCCUGGCGAUCGGGCGUGCUAUGGAGUCUAAGAGGGGAAGAGGGAGGGAAUGGGAAGGAAAAGACCUUGUUUUCGGACAGGUUCCAGCUUGGAGGACCCACGAGUGUAAGGGGGUUCGUGGCGAACGGGAUGGGCCCAAGGGAUGGUGACGACUCCCUAGGUGGCACCGUAUACUACGCGGCAGGCGCAAGCGUCACUGGAAAUAUUCCAGGCAAACCGCACUGGCCAGUGAAGACGCAUCUGUGGGCGAACGCGGGGCGGUUGGACGUGCUUGAUCAAUCCAACCAACCCUCCACGCAACCUCCCACUCUCACCCGCCUCGCCCAGCCCGCGCUCUCCGCCGGGUUAGGGCUCGUCUACCGGCUCGAUCCCGUUAGGGUAGAGGUCAACUUCGGGAUGCCGCUUGCGCUGAGCGAGGGAGAGAGGGGACGGAGAGGGGUGCAGGUGGGCGUGGGGGUUGAGUUUGUUUGA
This is a messenger RNA of Cyclocybe aegerita, 1614 nucleotides long. Lineage: Eukaryota; Fungi; Basidiomycota; Agaricomycetes; Agaricales; Hemipholiotaceae. The record is from the annotation of a GenBank genome assembly.